Molecule: messenger RNA, 1020 nt
Organism: Choloepus didactylus (southern two-toed sloth)
Lineage: Eukaryota; Metazoa; Chordata; Mammalia; Pilosa; Megalonychidae
Product: phosphoglycerate mutase 1-like
Biological process (GO): glycolytic process
Molecular function (GO): intramolecular phosphotransferase activity
Source: RefSeq, a predicted model, not a curated record
AUGAUCCAGACCCCCGGCCCCAGCCAGGCGUGGCUACGUCAGAGGCCUUUGGCCCCACCCUCACACAGACAAGAGUUCCGCUCACUGAUGGGUAAACGGAGGCACAGCGGUCACACCCGGGACCCCCCGGGGAAAGCCAGCAGCGCCGUCUUUCCUCCAGCAACACAUUCCCGAGAGCAGGUGGCCCCGAUCCUUCAGGCCGCGCCCCCACGGCUGCCACAGGGCGGGGCCCGCGCCUCACAUCCCAAAGCCGCUCUCGUGGCCGCCUACAAGCUAGUGUUGAUCCGGCAUGGCAAGAGCACCUGGAACCUGGAGAACCAUUUCAGCGGCUGGUACGAUGCCGACCUGAGCCCAGCAGGGCAUGAGGAGGCAAAGCGUGGUGGUCAGGCGCUGCAAGAUGCUGGUAGAUUUGACAUCUGCUUCACCUCAGUGCAGAAGAGAGCAAUUUGGACCCUAUGGGCUGUGCUGGAAGCCAUUGACCAGAUGUGGCUGCCAGUAGUGAGGACUUGGCGCCUCAAUGAGCGGCACUAUAGGGGUCUGACUGGCCUCAAUAAAGCAGAAACUGCUGCCAAGCAUGGCGAAGCCCAGGUUAAGAUCUGGAGGCGCUCCUAUGACGUUCCGCCACUGCCAAUGGAGCCUGACCAUCCCUUCUACAGUAACAUCAGUAAGGAUUGCAGGUAUGCAGACCUCACUGAAGAUCAGCUACCUUCCUGUGAGAGUCUGAAGGACACUAUUGCCAGAGCCCUGCCUUUUUGGAAUGAAGAAAUAGUUCCCCAUAUCAAGGAGGGGAAGUGGGUAUUGAUUGCAGCUCAUGGCAAGAGUCUUCAGGGCAUUGUCAGGCAUCUGGAGGGUCUCUCUGAAGAGGCUAUCAUGGAGCUGAACCUGCCCACUGGUAUUCCAAUUGUCUACGAGUUGGACAAGAACUUGAAGUCCAUCAAGCCCAUGCAGUUCCUAGGAAAUGAAGAGACUGUGCAUAAGGCCAUGGAAGCUGUGGCUGCCCAGGGCAAGGCCAAGAAGUGA